AUGUCGGCAGCAAAAAUACCAAUUCGCCAGAACAAGACUCUCUUCAACUCAAAGUUCGAGGGCUAUAAACUCGCAUUCCUUGAAGAGUCACGCCAACACUUUGUCGCCGUCGGAGCUCCCGGUCCAGGCGUCGUUGUUCCCAAGUUGCCCGCGACUGCAAAACUCUCGUACCGCCAAGUCCAGAACAGGAUCCGCCACAACCAUCUUCACCCAGGAUGGAACUCGUUCAAGCCAGCCAACGGCGAUAUCACCAGCAUCAAGGAACCUGUCCUGUUUGUUGUUGACGAAGAUUACAUGUUGAUCGCACUCCAGUUUGACAAGACAACACAUCUUCUUCGCAGCAAGCGAUUAGUCCAAAUACCUGCUCCUAUCGUACCAGAUAACGUCCACCUCGAGUUCCCGACUGUCAAGCCAAUUUCACCCGACUAUAUCCUCGUCUCGGAUGGCGCAUUCAACUUGUAUGUGGUCCGGAUCCAAAUUGCAGGAGCAGAGUGCGAGGCAGUGAUCGAGGCAUUAACGACAUUUCAACCAGACGAGUCCUUGCAGAGCGAGCUUAUGACGCCUUGUGGUCUCUUGGAAGCAAAGGCGUUCCCAGCCUCCAGCGACGAGCAGGAGUUAGGAAUGGAGAUCAAGUUCAUCGUCCACUACCCUUACAAGGAAGGAUUCUAUUCGGCAGAGCCAUCGCCGCACCGCAAGUCCGAUACAAAAACAGUCUUUGUCGUCAGCCUGUGCACCAUACAUUUGAGGGGUGCCUCGUCCGUAUCAGGAAGAUCAGGCGACACAACCAUGGAGGUCGACCCGCCAAGCGAACCCAAGCUUCUCUUCAACACCAUUGUUCACUCUAUCCGAGGCACAGAGAUCCCAUUCUACUGUUCUCUCGACCCAUCGGGCGACGGCUACGUUAUCGGCAGCAAUUCGACCUACAAACCAACAAAGGAACCAGUGGUCGAUCAAACAACUCGGUAUCUGGAGCCAGGGUCGGAGGCUAUGGAGCUGGACAAGACAGACAUCGGUGCAGCACCUCCGUCAGAACCGCCUUACAUCUGGACCCAGACCGACACGGAUCUCACCAUCUGCUUCGGACUACCAAGAGGCACGACCAAGCAUGCGAUCCAGUGCAAGUUUUUGCGGCAGGGAUUGGAGCUUCAGGUGAACCUCUCACAAUCAACGGAGAGCAUGGUCAGGGCGCCGAGACUGGAGAACAUGCCACUGUUUGACCAGAUUCAGCCGGACGAGUGCGUUUGGACCUUGGAGGCGUCGACAGGCAUUUUGACAUUGAGCCUGGAGAAGAAGCACUCCAAGACGCGCUGGACCCAGGUGUUUGCUGAGGGAGUUGACACGGAUCCAGUGGAGGAGACCUUGGACCCUUCCGUGUUUGCAGAGUACAGGAGCGCGUUGGAAAAGUACACGUCCGAACAACCCAAUGCAGCGCCUGGCAGAGAUCCGUCUGCUCUGCCCUCAGUCGCGCAGGAUGGACAGGAGGAUAUUGACGAGGAGGGCGAGGAGAUCAAGUUUUCGUGGGUCCAGGCCGAGGAUGGGAGCGACAUUAUCCGGGCGACAACUAUUGGAACAGGACACGACUGGAUUGGCCAGGCGUUCCCGAGUUUUGAGAGUCACCCGAGCGAGAGUCAGCCAUUCAGGAUGCCGACUGUGUGUUUGAAGCACGACGUGGAUGGUCUGGUGUAUUCUAUCCAACACAAGCCAGGAGCGACCUCACAACCCAUGUCGACGGUGCAGCAGGGCGAGGAUAUCAUGAAAUUUGUACACACAGACACAUUUGAUGCAUUGGCGUUUGUGCAGGCUUCGAAGCGGGAGAAGCGGUUUGUGAUGCAUAAUCCCAACGGUCGGUUUACAGCGAUUGUCGAGUCGAGUAGGAAUGUAUAUAUAUACUGGCAUACACCAGGGGACAAGUUGAAGCAGGAGCGCCAGACGGUCGUGGAUGUGUCCAAAGGGAAGCAGGUCGACAUAAUCGGAUGCCAGCUUAUCGGAGAUGGUAUCCUUGUUAUCCUGAUGGAGGGCAAGCACGGCGCCCUUGUCCUCGAGCUGGACUGA
Messenger RNA from Linnemannia hyalina, 2052 nucleotides. The record is from the annotation of a GenBank genome assembly. NCBI's taxonomy places the organism in Eukaryota, Fungi, Mortierellomycota, Mortierellomycetes, Mortierellales, Mortierellaceae.